AUGUAGAUGAAUACAUAAGUUUUUUUUAGAAUAUAUUGCAAAACACUGUUUUAUUAGCAUGUCAAAGUUGUUGGAAACAAACCUGAAUUAGGAAAUUGGAAUCCGACUUAUGGUUUAUAACUUCUCACUAAUGAGAGCAUGUACCCUUUAUGGUAUACUGACUAUCCUUUAGAACUGCCUGCAUAUUCAAAGUUAGAAUUUAAAGUGGUUAUUAUUGAUGACUAAAAUAUUUUAUGGGAAUGCUGUCUCAAUAGGGAGAUGAAUGUUCAAAGCCUAAAAUAAAUUGUCAUUGUAAAUUAUAAUAAUCCUUCCAUUCAAGUUCUUGGAAUCAAAUCUUUAGUUUCAGAAGUUGAAUUACCAUAAAUUGAGUAAAAUAAUGCAAGGAAGGUAUCCAUCGAACUUUAGGAUUAUAUGUCUUAUACAGAUUCUGAUUCAGAUGAAUAAAACAGUAAAAAAUCAUAAUUAACUAACGGUAAUUCACUAUUUCCAUCCAUAAGUUCAUUCAAUAGUUGUCUAUCUCCUAAUCAAGAUCUGGAACACGAUCAAGCAGAAAUGGAUUGA
This is a messenger RNA of Paramecium tetraurelia, 561 nucleotides long. RefSeq lists its product as uncharacterized. Lineage: Eukaryota; Ciliophora; Oligohymenophorea; Peniculida; Parameciidae. Gene Ontology annotation, molecular function: starch binding. The record is from RefSeq and is a predicted model, not a curated record. The transcript has 4 exons.